AUGAAUCAUAUGGCCGAAGACCUGCUUCGCCAAGUGCCCUACCACAAUGCACAUCGCUCGCUUCUCCCGCAAGCGGUACCCAAAUUAAAACUUAUGUCCAUAGAUAUACCACAACCAACUCCCGUAAAACAACAUUUACAGGCUUGGAUCAAUGAAUGCGACCAGCUCCAGGAGACUGUCGAAUUAAGACGCCAGAAAACUGCAAAAUUCGACGCUUGGUACGCAGAAACUUGUUUGUCAAAACGACCACCAGGGAUGACCACAGGAGGGGUGCUUUCGCCAUCACGACGGGGACAAAAAGACACUCAACAGUGA
This is a messenger RNA of Lachancea meyersii CBS 8951, 315 nucleotides long. The record is from the annotation of a GenBank genome assembly. NCBI's taxonomy places the organism in Eukaryota, Fungi, Ascomycota, Saccharomycetes, Saccharomycetales, Saccharomycetaceae.